UACUAAAUGAUCAAGAAAAAAUAAAUCUGAUCGUUCUCACAAAGCAUACUGCUUUUAUAUAACACUUGACUUUAUUUACAGGUACAUACGUCCCAAAAAACAGAUAUGUAGUGCAACAGACUGGAUGGCCAGAGACUGAAAGCUUUUUUAAAGUAUACACCUCACAAAAUGAAAGUGAUGAACGUUCUAACCCAAUAGUUGUUACUAUUCAAAGUGAAAUUAAUCAAGUGCUAAUGCUGAAAAUUAUACAAUACUGUACACUUGUUUACGAAAAAUUCAAUUCUUUGCCAAUUAUAUUAAUUAUUGCUAACAAAGAAUGCCUUGGCUCAAACGAAAAUGAACUAAAUUCACAUUUGGUAAAAGUCAAAUCUGAUUUUUGGGCAGAAAAAUGUCUGAUGCUUCUUUUCGAUUUGGAUAUCACACCUCUUAAAGAUUAACCUAUAAAUGCUUUUCAUGCGUUAUGUCAGUUUUUGUCUCAUCCAGACAAGAUGUUCUCCUUUUCUUCUAAUGUAGAAAAUCAAACUAUUAAUUUGGUUGUAGAG
Gilbertella persicaria is the source of this 542-nucleotide messenger RNA. RefSeq lists its product as uncharacterized. The transcript has a single exon. Lineage: Eukaryota; Fungi; Mucoromycota; Mucoromycetes; Mucorales; Choanephoraceae. The coding region runs from base 234 to 437 and encodes 67 amino acids. The record is from RefSeq and is a predicted model, not a curated record.